Schistosoma rodhaini is the source of this 435-nucleotide messenger RNA. The record is from the annotation of a GenBank genome assembly. Lineage: Eukaryota; Metazoa; Platyhelminthes; Trematoda; Strigeidida; Schistosomatidae.
AUGCAAUUAUUCAAUGGCGCACCCUCAGCUCCAGUCGGAUCACCUGAUCAGCAACCACCUGCACCAGCUGCACCGGAUACACCGACAGCUCCAGGAGCACCUGCAGCACCAGACGCACCACCACCAGCUUCAGCAACACCAGAUUCGCCUGCCACCACCAAGUCAACUGGACGUCCGAAACCAUCGAGGAGAGAAACAAGAACAGCCCACCCACCCAGAUCACCACCACGUGCUCGUAUCGUACUAAUUUUCACCCUCACUGUUAACUAUCUUGGUGUGACAUACUGUGACGAAGAUGCAGCCGCAAAACCAACUGAAUCUGCUCAAGCACCAGCCUCUGUGCCUACAAAGUCUGAAUCCUGUACCCCUGGCAGAGGGAAACCUAGGAGAGACUGGAUGAAAGUGUAUGGCUUGAAAAAGGCGAAAAAAGAAUGA